This is a messenger RNA of Lodderomyces oxycetoniae, 555 nucleotides long. RefSeq names its product ethanol metabolism protein. The coding region runs from base 1 to 555 and encodes 184 amino acids. Gene Ontology annotation, cellular component: cytoplasm; membrane; mitochondrion. Lineage: Eukaryota; Fungi; Ascomycota; Pichiomycetes; Serinales; Debaryomycetaceae. The record is from RefSeq and is a predicted model, not a curated record. The transcript has a single exon.
AUGAGGAGGUUUUUCCAUAAGUACAACCAGCUACUACUCAAGAAGCCCUUGGUCACAAAUAUGGUCAGUACCGGUUUUUUACUUGGUGCCGGAGAUUUUCUCGCACAAAACUUAUUUCCUACUUAUUCAGAGCAACCAUACGAUUAUAUGCGAACUCUACGAGCUGUCUUUUAUGGUGGUAUUAUAUUUGCUCCAUUGGGUGACAAAUGGUAUAAAAUAUUGAAUACUAAAAUAGUAUGGGCAGGCAAGAAUGAGAGAACAAUGUCAACGGUUUUAAGAGUAUUAGUUGAUCAGUUAUUUUUUGCACCAUUCAUUGGCAUCCCACUUUACUAUGUAUCAAUGACAAUAUUGGAGAAUAAACAGCCCUACGUUGAGAAUAUUUUAGAAAAGUUUCAUACAAGUUACUGGCCUACUUUGAGAGGCAACUGGCUUGUUUGGCCAAUUUUCCAAUGGUUUAAUUUCUACUUGUUACCAGUGCAGUAUAGGUUGUUGGCUGUUAAUUUGAUAAGCAUUGGAUGGAACACAUAUUUGAGUUACAUGUUGCAUAGUAAAUAG